CCGCAGACCGGUAGACGUUAGGCAACUACUUUCGUGUUGAGAUAUUAUUAUUGCACUACAAAAACACCUUUGAAAAUACCUAUGGUCAAGGAGAGACAGUUGUAUGACAUACUUGAGGUUUCCACAGAGGCGGAUGAACAAGAAAUAAGGAGGGCCUACAAGGCCCUUGCGUUGAAAUACCACCCCGACAAACAGCCGGCGACGAGCGAUGCGGACAAGGAGAAGAUGACGGAGAUGUUCAAGGCCGUGUCGAAGGCCUACGACGUCUUGAGUGACAACAGCAAGCGGUACCUCUACGACACGUACGGCGAGGAGGUUGCCGUGAACCCGCAGGAGCAGACCUUCAUGAACAGCUUCAAGGCGCCGUUCGGCAUGUUUGACAGCGGCGGCGGCAGCAGCAGCAACAACAAUAACAACAACAAUAACAACAACAACGGCUACAACGAGGAACCGAGCCGUAAGAAGACAGUGGCAAAGGGGAAAGACAUAAUGGACACCGUCAGCUGCUCGUUGCUAGACUACUACAACGGCAAACACAUCAAGAUGAGCUUGUGCAAGCGCGUCAAAUGUCCGAAGUGCAAGGGCUGCGGAGGCCUUAAAAUCUACACCUGCAAUGACUGUUGUGGAACAGGCUACAUCAUCAACGAGGCAAGAAAUGGCAUGAUGUACCAGCGAACCCAGUCUACGUGUGCCCGGUGUCAGGGGACGGGGGAAUUCAUUCCGGCCAAGUACAUAUGUGACGAGUGUGGCGGAAACAAGUUGAUUGACACCAAGGUCAUUUUCGACUUCAAGAGCCCCCGCGGCGUCGGCGACGGCUACCGUGUUGUUUUCCCGCGGGCAGCCGACGAGGGCGUCAACUUGAUUCCGGGCGACGUUGUCAUCACGCUCAAGGACGACCCGAACGACUCGACCUCGAAGUACAGGCGUCUUGGAAACAACCUGCUCACGACGAUCUCGGUUCCGCUCGUCAAAGCGCUCUGCGGCGGCCGCAUCUCGUUGGAGCACAUUGACGGGAAAAAGGUCGACAUCUUCAUUGCGUGUGGCGAGCUCAAGUCGGCCAACGAGUUCAAGGUGUUGCGGGGUUACGGCAUGCCUAUCCACAAAAACAGCAGCAGCAGCAGCAGCAAAAACGGCAACGGCGACAGACCCGAGUACGGCGACUUGAUCAUACGGUUCGACAUCUCCUUCCCGGACAUCACGGCCUUCUCCAACAAGCGCGUCGACCUCUUGGGCAAGGUGUUGGGCUCGUCGUUCCCGAAGGACGGCCUCCAGAUGGGCGGCGUGUCGUCGUCCUCGUCCUCGGAGGACAUCUCGUCGCUGUGCGCCGGGGAUGAUUGUGUGCAGAAAAUGAACAAGCUUAAGCUUGACGCCGAGACCUGGCAAGAGAAGGCCGACGAGGCCGGGCAGAAGGUCAAGGAGCUGGAGCAGGAGCUGCUCGAGAAGGAGAACGAGAUCAAGUCGUUGACCACGAGAAACCAGACCUUGGAGGAGCAGAACGAGAAGUUGGAGUCGGAGUUGGACGACAGCAAAAAGAUUGUCGGCGACUCCACCCAGUUGCAGACCUCGAACGAAAACAUCCAGAAGAAGAACGCCAUGCUCGAGGAGGAGUUGGAGACGUCGGACAAGACUCUCCAAGAGACCACCGCGAAGUUGAGAGAGUCCGACCUCAAGGUCGAGACCCUCGAGAACAAGCUGAACGCCAUAGAAAAGGAGAAGACCGACUUGGAGACCAAGUACGAGGAGUUGGAGGACAAGUUCAAGAAGGCCCAAGAGGAAGACAUGCCGAUCCAGAUGGACAUGUUCCGAAUGCGCCGACAUAUCGCCAACCUCAACAUGGAGUCAGACUGUGAUUCCGAGUACGCCAACCAUCCUCCACCGACGGACUCUGAGAUAGAGAUAGAGAUCAACCCUGCGUUUGUGCAGGCUAGGCAGUACACGAGCAACGAGUCUGCAGCCCGCAGUCGCAACAGUGCGAACGCAAGCAGCAGCCGGACGAUGAACCGCUCGACAGACAGCAGCAUACAAUUGUCGCACAACAACUCGAGCUCCAACUUGGUGAACGACAACAAGGUGUCUCGCAACUUACUCUUUGGGCUUGCAUCGACAGCAAUGGAAGACCUAUACCGCCAAAGAAGCAGGUUGAAGAGCUAUGGGUUGAAACGGUUGACCGUGCGGCAGCACAUUGUCGUCACCAUUUGCAGAGAUAUCCCCAUCUACUCGAUCUUGAAGAAUUUCAUAGUCCUCUUGACACAGUGGUACCGGCUGAUCAAAAUUCCGUACAGCAACCUCACGACUGUGAGGGCCACCGAGUUCUUUCUCGCCUCCUUAUGGUGCUUGGUGAGUGCCUUGCUCUCGUACACCAUUCUCGACGGCCUUAUGGUCCGCUGGAUGGUGAUGUACGCGAUCCAGGCGGUCAUCGUGCGUAUCUUGAGCAUGAGCUUGAUUAUCGUUAUGGUGGUGGAGAUUUUCGGCUACACGUUCAACAACGCCGACAAUGAGUUCUGUCUCACGGUGUGGAUCUUCAUCUCGUGUGUCUUGACCAUCUUCUUCAUUAUUCAAUGCUUCUACUCAAACAACCUCGACAUCGAGGAGCGAGGCAAUAGCGGUAUUGCCGGAGAGAACCUCAAGAAUAAGCUCAAGAGAAAGGUCGAUCUCUACAACCUCAUUGUAUUUGCGGUCGUCCCCAUCGGGGUGGCGAGCUUUGUCUCUACAGUCGGGUUGGUGAGGCUAUUGUUUGGACUUGCCAAAACCUUCUACGGUGUCGGGCUACAGACCGCCACUCGGAUCUGCUCGAAGCUCGGGUUUUACCCGGAUAUGCGCAUGCACCAGCUCUCGGAACAACAGACCAUGUCGAUCACCAAGGAGCUUUCGGAAAUGACGACAGACUCCAAGUUACUCUCUCAAGUGAGAGCUAACAUCCGUAUGAAGAGAGAAAUCGGCUCCUAUGUCGGUAUGAGACACUCGAUGGGUUUGCCGGUUAGAGGUCAAAGAACAAAGACCAACGCCAAGACCGCGAGAAAGCUCAACAGAAUCGAGAGAAAGAUGUAGGAGGCGUCCACAUAUGCACACUGUACAUAGUCCCACGGAGCUCUUUGGUGUGCCAUCUCCAUGGCAUGCUCAAGCCCCAAUCCUAGUCCACUGUUAUAGACCUCUGUAGCUCAUUUAAUGUCCAUCCAUAUCCGUAG
This is a messenger RNA of Pichia membranifaciens NRRL Y-2026, 3185 nucleotides long. RefSeq lists its product as hypothetical. Gene Ontology annotation, molecular function: RNA binding; Hsp70 protein binding; structural constituent of ribosome. The record is from RefSeq and is a predicted model, not a curated record. NCBI's taxonomy places the organism in Eukaryota, Fungi, Ascomycota, Pichiomycetes, Pichiales, Pichiaceae. The transcript is spliced from 7 exons. Gene Ontology annotation, cellular component: ribosome; cytosol; cytoplasm. Gene Ontology annotation, biological process: protein refolding; cellular response to oxidative stress; translation. The coding region runs from base 82 to 3048 and encodes 988 amino acids.